Durusdinium trenchii is the source of this 600-nucleotide messenger RNA. NCBI's taxonomy places the organism in Eukaryota, Dinophyceae, Suessiales, Symbiodiniaceae. The record is from the annotation of a GenBank genome assembly.
AUGGAAGGAGGCUAUGCCCAUCCACAGCCAGCUGCAGGCUUGAUGCAGUACAUGAUGCGGGACAUGCCUGAUGGUUCUCGACAGCCGAGCAUCAUCUACAACGGAUUUCUAGGUGAUGACUAUCAGCCGUUGAAGUUGGACGCGGCCAUGCUGCAGUGGCUUCGUGCUGGGGGCAUCCGCAGGAUUUGCUCGGGACAUUUGCCCCACGGAGAUUCGCCUCUGGUUUUGCGUUUCGAGGAGGUCACUGCCAUCACAGCGGAUCUCUCUUACGCCAAGCAAGUGGAGUGGCCGGGGGAAAUGGUGAAGGAGCAGGCGGUGGCAGAGGUUGUGCUGGAACAGGAGGACACCUUUCUCCACGGCCUCCUCUCCACCGGCGCACGCUACGAGGCGCGUCUGUCGGACGCGGCCAUCGGCAUGGUGGACCCAGAGGGCUGGCGAGUGAAGGGCCGGGUGCAUGGGCAGCUGCUGCUGAGCCGGAACCAGGGCUGGGACUUCGAGGGGCGCCUGACAGCGGAUGCCGACAUGGAGCGGGUCCUGCUCGCGGAUGGAGCGGACGGUUCCAGCGAAAAAGACGGCUGCUGGACUGGGGAGGACGCCUGA